Molecule: messenger RNA, 1992 nt
Organism: Xylaria bambusicola
Lineage: Eukaryota; Fungi; Ascomycota; Sordariomycetes; Xylariales; Xylariaceae
Product: DnaJ domain-containing protein
Exons: 2
Coding region: 71-1321 (416 amino acids)
Source: RefSeq, a predicted model, not a curated record
GGUCUGGAAUAAAUACUUAUUGAGCCGCAUGAGAAACGCACCUCGUUUGUAGACAUCAUCUCCAAAGGCAAUGGCACCAGCACCAAUUACAGAAGACUUCUAUAUGAUUCUUGAAGUCGAUCAGACUGCUAAAAUCGAGGUGAUCAACAAAUCAUAUAGACGGCUCGCAUUGAAGCACCACCCUGAUCGGAAUGCCGACCGCGAUACUACCGCAGCCUUUCAGCUACUAGGGAAAGCCUACGAAACAUUGAAAGAUGAACAAAAACGCCUAGCGUACGACCUCCUUUACCCCUCAAUACGACGUCGUCACACGAGCUCUUCAGCAUCUCGUCCGUCUCCCACUUCGGAUCCGCCACCGCCACCCGAACCGCCCAGCGAAACGAUACAAAUCGCUAAACUUGAAAAGGCGAAACAAGAUCGUCGAGCACAAUGGUUAGCCAGCAAGAGAAUCUUUGAAUCUUCCAUCUUCGAGCUCCAGAGAGACAUUCGGCGGAUAGAGAAUGAAAUCAAAGUGUUAAACGAUAUCUCCGCGGCAGAGGCAGCUCAAGAAGCGCGGGACAACAGUUGGGGCAGAUGGCUGCUAUCACCGAUAUACAAGAAAGCGCCCGUCAGCGAAGAAGAAAAGGCAAACAUAGAUAGGCGAAAGCAGGAGAGAAGACUCGAAAAGGACAUGAAGGAGAGGCGACUAGAUUCGAAACAAACGGAUUUAAAAAAGCAGGAGAAUCUCAUGAAGAAUCGCGAGGCUGAGGUCAGUGGCGCCGACACAUACGACGAUUGGAAAAUACGGUCACUGCAGACCAAGAUAAGGGAAAGAGAAACCAGGGCGAGGGAGGAGCGGGAAGCGAAGGAGAGGGCACAAAGGGAAGCGGAGGAGGCAGAGGCACGGAAGCGACAACAAGAGAUGUGGGAAAGGUGGCGGCGUGAAUCAGAAGAGCAAGCAAAAAAACGUCAGCGAGAAGCAGAAAAGCAAGCGGCAGAGUACGCGGCCGCAGCAAGAAAACGGCAGGAGGAGGCAGAAGAGGAGUUGAGAAAACGACAUGCGGAGUACGCGGCGGCGGCGCAGAGGCGACAAGAAGACCAAGACCGUGCAUGGGCGAGGGCGAGGCGGAGAGGUUCGUUCGACGACGAAGCACCACACAUUUCAAGGACUGUCGGCUGCAUCCACGACGGCUGGUGGCCGAAGGUACAGGGCCGCAAAGCAUGCCCGAGGUGCUCCGAGAUAUGGACCUAUCUACUGGAAUGUCCAGAAUGCAAGAUGAAAGCGUGCCCAAAGUGCCAAGCCGAAGUACGUCCGAGGAGGAGGAAUCCAAAUAGGUGGUGAGAGUAUCGUCACUUCGACUAGUUGGAGAUGCCCGCCUGUUCCUAUUUGGUUACAUAGGUUGCAGGCGUGAAAGGCGCUACACCUAAAGCAUGAUAAAUCUUCUCCUUCUUGCAUCACAACGCAAUUCUGUCGAACUGAAAAAUCAAUAAAGAAGUUAAGUGAAACUUUUAAAUUUGGAUAUCAGCCCCCUUAUGGGUUUCUGAGUAAUAUCGUCCCACUAAUAUGAAUAGAUACGUGGGCUGGAGGUUUAAGGAUUAGGAGAGUAGGCGGACGGAUGGCACUAUGUCUUUCGGGAUGGAUGGGCCUUACGAAGUGGUAGACUUGCGGAAUAAUGAUACCUUGAGAUGCUGACAGGGAGCGCCUGUUGAGACCGUAAGUGACAAACCUCCCGAUGAACAGCCGCAAUACCGGGUGUACUCCCUCAGGCAAGAGCUAAGUGGUAGGCAAGGAGUGUUACUAGCCGCGCAGUUAAGCUCAUCGCGAAGCAACUACCCGAGCCAAAGAGCGCUAUCCUAUAUAAUCGUAAGAUAGGUACAAGAGCAAGACAUGCAGAAUGUAAAGAACAUAUUUAUCUAUCUCUUAAAACACUAUAUAAAACCCUAUCUUAACUCUAUUAAAAUAAAGGUAACUUAGUUAUAUAAUAGGACAGGUCUGGAUGUGCAAUAGGGCCC